Papaver somniferum (opium poppy) is the source of this 927-nucleotide messenger RNA. Its product is annotated as putative disease resistance protein RGA1. The transcript has 4 exons. The coding region runs from base 1 to 927 and encodes 308 amino acids. Gene Ontology annotation, biological process: defense response to other organism. Lineage: Eukaryota; Viridiplantae; Streptophyta; Magnoliopsida; Ranunculales; Papaveraceae. Gene Ontology annotation, molecular function: ADP binding. The record is from RefSeq and is a predicted model, not a curated record.
AUGGCGGAAACAUAUUUAGUUAACACUACGACUGAAAUAUUGCAGAAAUUAAGUUCAAUUGCAUCUAAAGGGAAAAUUCUUCCACUGUCAGAUGUCAAGGAAGAUUUCAAAAGCAUAGAACGUAAGUUGUGUACAAUUCAAGCUCUAAUUUCCGAUGCUCUUCAUCGUCAAGACGAUAAAUUCCUAAUACUUUGGUUGGAAAAGAUCAAAUGUGUUGUGUGUGACACAACUGAUGUACUUGAUGAGUUCUUGUACGAAGCUCAUAGAUGUGAAAUUCAUUACUCUACUGGAAACAAGGUACAUGUCACCAAUUUCUUUGUAGCUUCAAAUUUGCUUCGUGUGUUUUCUGAUAAAACUUGUGGUAUUAAUCAAAGGCUAAUUGAUGUAUCAAAUGACGAUUCGGAUAUUGUUAUUGGUAGAGAAAGUGAUAGAUCUAAGGUUGUUGAGAUGUUGCUGAAGGUUAACUCCUUGGAUGAGAGGGUAUCUGUAAUUCCUAUUGUCGGUGGUGCAGGAAUCGGGAAGACUACAUUGGCUCGAUUAGUUUAUGAUGAUGAAUCUGUUAAACAGCAUUUCAAAUCGAGAAUGGUGGAUCUACUAAUCGGGGAACUUCAAGAAAAUUUGAGUGGGAAGAAAUAUUUGCUUGUUUUAGACGACGUGCAAGAUAAGGAUUUGGAGAAGCUUUUUGGUUUUGAAUCAGUUGGGAAAUUUCCAGCAUACAAAUUGCAGAAGCUGACGGAGGAUGAAUGUUGGUCUCUUUUCAAACAAAGGGCUUUCUGGAGUGCUGUUGGAGAAAAAGAGAUCCCAAAUUUGGUUGGGAUAGGGAAGGAUAUUGCGAGGAAGUGUGAUGGAUCUCCAAUGGCGGCAAAAACUUUGGGAGGUUUGAUGCACUCUAAGAAGGAAGAGCAUGAAUGGUUCUGUCAGAGAUAG